This is a messenger RNA of Trichomonas vaginalis G3, 1284 nucleotides long. RefSeq lists its product as uncharacterized. The record is from RefSeq and is a predicted model, not a curated record. NCBI's taxonomy places the organism in Eukaryota, Parabasalia, Trichomonadida, Trichomonadidae. The coding region runs from base 1 to 1284 and encodes 427 amino acids. The transcript has a single exon.
AUGAACGUAACUUUGCAAAAACUUUCUGUUUCCUUUUUAUCUCAUUCACCAUACUUCGCGUCAAUCAAAAAUUUCAAUGUUAGAGAUACACAUUUUAGUUUUCAAGCAAAACCAUUCUUCGUUUCCUCAAUUUCCAAAAAUUUUAAAGUUGAUAAAUCAUCUUUCCAGCAUUAUUUAACGGCUAUAUAUAAAUUGGAUAAAGACUCAGGUUUUCUUACUUGUUCAGACACAAGCUGCUCAAUUGAGAAUACUUUAUUUUCAUAUGCUUCUGGAGAACCUACCCAACUAAACGUUAAUUCAUUAUCUGUUGUUUCAUGUUCAUUCAACAACUAUCAAACUGGCAUUCUAUAUUCAAGUACUGCCAUAACUUCUUUAACAUAUAACAGAAACUGUAUUUACAAUUUAGGCAUUUUAUCAACAGCAACACAGAAAUCGGCAAUGAAUCUUCUUGGUCAGAAUUCAAUGACUAAUACAAUGAAUCAAAACGCACUUUAUACAGAAAACCCAUCAACAUCCGGUACACAUUUCUUUAACAUUAAAGGCUCCGUCGACUGUGAGUAUUUAAAUUAUACAGGGGCAAAGUCAUUUACCUUUAUUAGAGAUACUAAUAUUAAUUCAGGUGCAGAAUUUAAACUUUUACAUUGUCAAUUUUACUCAUGCUCAUUUAAUAAUUUUCUUCAAAUUUCUGGUCUUCAAGCAGCAACAGAUCUCAAAUUGCAAUCUGAUUUAUUUUAUUCUGUAAAAUUUAUACAGACAAUUGUUAUCAAUAAUCCAGAUGAGUCUAGUUCUCUUUCUGCAACAUUUGCUUCAUGCGGGUUUUUCCAAAUUUCUGCAUCUUCGGUUCUUACAAUAGUUGGAUCGCAAGGUUCUAAGACAGUAACAGGUGCCUAUAUAGAUCCAGCAUCAUCAGCUAUUAUAACUCUUUUACCUUCAGAAAUAGCAGGAAAUGCAUAUUCAUCUUAUAUUUCUUCCCAAGGAUUCACUUUACCACAAGAAGCUCAAUAUCUUACACAGUACUGUCAUAUCUCUGUUACACCAACUCCAACAAGAUCAAUUUCUCCAACUCCCUCCAACCCACCACCUUCUGUUCCACCGCAAACCCCAGAGGAAACUAUGCCACCAGAAUCUCCGACAGCAUCUCCAAUUACCCUUGAACCAGGAUUUACAAUUGGAGUUUCAGUGGCCAUUGCAAUCGGAUCUCUUGCCAUUGGUAUCAUCGUAUGGUUUGCUAUCCGUCCGUUUUGCUUCACUAGGAAAUAUCCUUAUUUACACUAUGACUUUUAA